This is a messenger RNA of Desarmillaria tabescens, 984 nucleotides long. RefSeq lists its product as uncharacterized. Bases 1 to 984 code for a protein of 327 amino acids. The record is from RefSeq and is a predicted model, not a curated record. NCBI's taxonomy places the organism in Eukaryota, Fungi, Basidiomycota, Agaricomycetes, Agaricales, Physalacriaceae. The transcript has 10 exons.
AUGACGGAUCAGAGUAAGGAAUAUCAAAUGAAUGACAGUGAAUCUGUAUCGCGGAAGAAAAGAUACAAGCUGAAGGAGAAGCUAAACGCGCUGGAAUAUACUGAAUCCGAAGUCGAGAUUAGGUACACCGAAUCUCGCAACAAGGGCAAAUCUAAAAAGUUGGUGCCUAGCGACAAUAGUUCAGGAAGUGAAAGUGUACCGCCUGUGAAACGCAAUAAAGGAAAAGCCAGAAAGAACACUGCAAAGAGGAAGUACAUAUUGCUAUAUAUAUGUAUUGUUUCAGAGGAAGAUAAUAGUUUGGAUGGAUUCAUCGUGGAUGACAAAGUGACAGAAAGUUCUUCUAGUUUUGAAGACUCUGAUGAAAUCAACGAAGAUGAAUCAGAUGCCAACUCCGAUGGUUAUGUGACUGUCCAGAGUGAAGUUUCUUUCAAUGGUAUUAUGGGACAUGCGAUCUUCAAGCGAAAUUUGGGAUUCGUUCAACAUUAUCCUUUCGUCAAUCCAGGACGUGCUGAUUGGAGGAAAUACAAGAGAGGUCAUCUAGUAAAACAGGUGGGAUUCGAUGUCAUAGGAGGCAAAUUCGAGCUCUCCUCGGGAUUUAUUGGUGGAGUGUUGAAUUUGGGCAGAACCUUUGCUACGCGUCUGAUCAACUUUAACAGAUGUAUGGAUGUUCCCUCGCAUGUCAUUUAUACCACGAGGAAGAACUCGUAUAACGGCAAUUCACCCCAGAAGAGACUGCCAAUUUACGAUGUUACUAAAGAAGAUGGCUUCCUCUUGGACGCAUAUCAUCUCGAUCGAUUGACCAGCUAUCCUUUGUAUAAAGGAGGUCGACGAGAUCUUCCCAGCGGUUGCGUAGCUGCAGUGGGUUAUACUGCAUCAACAUUCAAAGGCGGAACAGGGGGAACUGAAGAUGUAGUCCUUCUUAACGUCCUCUUUGUGAUCUUUCUCGCUAAAGGAAUCACCGAAGAGGAGCAGCAAGAAGAAUGA